Messenger RNA from Sphaeramia orbicularis (orbiculate cardinalfish), 1945 nucleotides. Its product is annotated as mitochondrial uncoupling protein 2-like. Lineage: Eukaryota; Metazoa; Chordata; Actinopteri; Kurtiformes; Apogonidae. The record is from RefSeq and is a predicted model, not a curated record. Gene Ontology annotation, biological process: transmembrane transport. The coding region runs from base 324 to 1253 and encodes 309 amino acids. The transcript is spliced from 8 exons.
UCCUCAACGGAGAAAUAGUAAACAUGAAACAGGGACGCUCAUGGAACUAACUGCCUAAAGGACUAUAUUUUUCCACUUUGUUGGAUUAUACCUCAGCACUCAGGGAGUAGUGGUAUGCUGUCUGAUUUACCUCAAAUAGAGUUUAUGGCACAAGGUGUUUCUACAGCAGCCCCACUUUUAAAAACAAGUUUAAAUCUUGAGAAGACCUGAAGUCAUUUUUUGUCUUCUGUGAAAGGAAUCCUCAGCAGAUAUUGGAGACUUUCUCUUGUACCAUCAACAGGAGAUUCUUUCCAUCAGUGGAACCAACCAAGUCAGAAGUAGGAAUGGUUGGCAUUACACCCAAAGACAUGGUGCCCUCUCCGGCAGUUAAGUUUUUCGGUGCAGGCACAGCGGCCUGCAUUGCUGACCUCAUCACCUUUCCACUGGAUACCGCCAAAGUCAGACUACAGAUCCAGGGAGAGUCUCAGAAAGCAAAAGGUACUGAAGUGAUGAAGUAUCGGGGGGUAUUUGGCACAAUCGCUACCAUGGUUCGCACAGAGGGACCCAGGAGCCUUUACAACGGGCUGGUGGCAGGACUCCAGAGACAGAUGAGCUUUGCUUCGGUCAGAAUAGGUCUUUACGAUUCCAUGAAGCAAUUCUACACUCGAGGCACUGAGAGUGCUGGGAUUGUUACGCGGCUCAUGGCGGGUUGCACCACUGGAGCCAUGGCUGUGGCUUUUGCACAGCCAACAGAUGUGGUGAAAGUACGGUUCCAAGCCCAGGUGCGAGUGGCAGAUGGUGAGAGGAGAUACAACAGCACAAUGGAAGCUUACAAGACCAUUGCCAGAGAUGAGGGAGUGCGUGGACUUUGGAGAGGCUGCAUGCCCAACAUUACCCGAAAUGCCAUUGUAAACUGUGCAGAGCUGGUGACCUAUGACAUGAUCAAAGAACUCAUCCUGAAGUAUGACCUAAUGACAGAUAACCUGCCGUGCCACUUCACUGCUGCCUUCGCUGCUGGAUUCUGUACAACAGUUGUGGCCUCUCCUGUGGAUGUGGUGAAAACACGGUUCAUGAACUCAGGGGCUGGACAGUACAGCAGCGCAAUCAACUGUGCUCUCACCAUGCUGAGAAAUGAGGGACCCACAGCCUUCUAUAAAGGGUUCAUGCCUUCUUUCUUACGACUUGGCUCCUGGAACAUUGUGAUGUUUGUUUCAUAUGAACAAAUUAAACGAGGUAUGACCAGAGCACAACAGUACUGGGAGUCGCCCUUUUGACCUCAGCAAGGAAUGACUGUUUCUUCACAUAGGACAGAAUACACACAACAGACUAACCUUCACUGUGGUGCAGUACAACGAAGACCUCUGAGUCUGAAAAUAAGACCUACACAGUUUGUCAAGGCCCAAAAGAGACCGUUGGAUGGUUCAAGGUAGCGGUUCAGAGGUGGACGUCAUGUCUUAGAGUCAGUUCUAGCACAGGAAGGUGUUGCACUUCCACAGAUUCCUGGAUGAACACAGUAGGCAAAGCUGCAACAUGAGAAGAAUAUCAUGAUUAAAGCAUGAAAGAUUAUUUUUUUGUGAAGUAAAGGUAAGCAGUUACAUAAAUUGGACACAUUUCCGUAGCUUCAGUGAGUAAUAUUUCAUCUUUUUUCCUCACAAUCCACAUGGACAUUCUAAUCAGCUGGCUGGUGGCUUCGAAGAGGACUUUUUCUGUUUACAAAGACUGCAAUGCAUUUUUUCUAUGUAGCCCAGAUUUACUGUGAAAUCAUUUUACAGUCAGACCAUUUGUAAACUCUGACUGUGUUUAUGAAUUAUGUUGUUUACAGUAUUUACUUGUGAUGAUGCUGCAUGUGUUAGUUUAUUAAACUCUGUGCAGGUUUUGUAUGUAACUGACAAGGGUUUAUUGCUGGUCAAUAGCCCCAAUAUGUUUUACAUAAUGAUAAAUGACGUACAACUGUAUUAAUAAAGUG